Molecule: messenger RNA, 1229 nt
Organism: Ochotona princeps (American pika)
Lineage: Eukaryota; Metazoa; Chordata; Mammalia; Lagomorpha; Ochotonidae
Gene: CLDN1
Product: claudin 1
Exons: 4
Coding region: 227-862 (211 amino acids)
Biological process (GO): bicellular tight junction assembly; cell adhesion
Cellular component (GO): bicellular tight junction; plasma membrane
Molecular function (GO): structural molecule activity
Source: RefSeq, a predicted model, not a curated record
UUCAGUCCCUGACCCUAGGAGCAGCUGCAACUUCUCGCGUCGACCAGGACGUCGCUCUGGACUCCUAACCAAAGCCUCUCCAGUGGCGGCGCAGCAAGCAGAGCUCCAUGCAAUAACUUCCUCGGUUUGGCCCGGCCACCUCUGGGAGGUCCAAGUUAACACUUGUAAAGUCACCGCCGUCGACACCUGCCAGCCCAGAGCCAGUGCGGGCGCCUGUGAGCCAGUCAUGGCCAACGCCGGUCUGCAGCUGUUGGGCUUCAUCCUGGCCUUCCUGGGCUGGAUCGGCUCCAUUGUCAGCACCGCCUUGCCCCAGUGGAAGAUUUACUCCUAUGCUGGCGACAGUAUCGUGACCGCCCAGGCCAUUUACGAGGGACUAUGGAUGUCCUGUGUGUCGCAGAGCACCGGGCAAAUCCAGUGCAAAGUCUUCGACUCCUUGCUGAAUCUCAACAGCACUUUGCAAGCAACCCGUGCCUUGAUGGUGAUUGGCAUCCUGUUGGGACUGAUAGCAAUCCUUGUGGCCACUGUUGGAAUGAAGUUUAUGAAGUGCAUGGAAGAUGAUGAAGUGCAGAAAAUGAGGAUGGCUGUCAUUGGGGGUGUCAUAUUUCUUAUUUCAGGUCUGGCUACUUUGGUUGCCACAGCGUGGUAUGGCCAUAGAAUUGUUCAACAGUUCUAUGACCCUAUGACCCCUGUCAAUUCCAGGUAUGAAUUUGGUCAGGCUCUUUUCACUGGCUGGGCUGCUGCUUCUCUCUGCCUUCUGGGAGGUGCCCUACUUUGCUGCUCUUGUCCACGAAAAACCACCUCUUACCCAACACCACGGCCUUAUCCGAAACCCACCCCUUCUAGUGGGAAAGACUACGUGUGAUAGAAGCAAAAGGAGAUCAGUUUGUUGGAACAAACAAAAUGGACAUUGAAACACCAUUCACUGAUUUUAAGUUCUUAGACUUUUGACUACUAAAAUCUGAACUGUGGUGUUUCAAAAGAUAUUUUUAAGAUUAUCCAUUAUUAGAAAUGUUUUAAUCAUAUUUUAUCUUUUUUCUACAGUACAAGAAGGAUAUUCUUCCCUUUGUGUUACUGCUUGUCACUGAGUUACCAAGUUAAAUGAGGAAUACUCUUCAAAUAUAUAGAUAUGUAUAUAUACAUGUUUUCUAAAAAAAACAAAAAAGUGACAGUAAAAUGCUGUUAUUAUGUUGGCACCAGCAUAUUAAAAAUAUAUAAAGAAAAAUACUUUU